Molecule: messenger RNA, 772 nt
Organism: Saccostrea echinata
Lineage: Eukaryota; Metazoa; Mollusca; Bivalvia; Ostreida; Ostreidae
Product: dCTP pyrophosphatase 1-like
Exons: 4
Coding region: 9-521 (170 amino acids)
Biological process (GO): nucleoside triphosphate catabolic process
Molecular function (GO): nucleoside triphosphate diphosphatase activity
Source: RefSeq, a predicted model, not a curated record
AGGUAAAAAUGAAUGAACAUAAGGAUACAAAGAAGCCAAAGUUGGAUCUAGAAUCUGGUGAUGUUGAAGACACUGAAGACUGUAUCGAUAGUGGAGACGUUGAUUUUAAGUUUAGCAACGAACUCGCUCUGGAAAAGAUUCGUCAAUUACAGGCAAAGUUUUGUAAGGAGAGAAAUUGGGACCAGUUCCACAAACCUAGAAAUGUGCUCCUUGCGUUAGUUGGGGAGGUAGGGGAGUUGGCAGAAAUAUUUCAGUGGAAGGGUGAAGUUAGCGUGGGAAUUCCAGAGCUCAGUGAUAAAGAGAAGGACCAUGUCGGACAGGAGAUGAGUGACAUCUUAAUUUACCUAGUCAGAUUAGCAGACAGAUGUCGGAUUGAUUUACCAUCAGCUGUGCUACAGAAAAUACACCAAAAUGGACUCAAGUAUCCUGUCCAAAAGGUCUAUGGCAAAAAUAACAAAUACACUGAUUAUGUGAAAGAGGGUAAUGAAGACAAGACUGACCUUAACAAUCAGGACCAGUAGGGAGAGAAGAUCUCAAGUAUUCAAAUGUACUACAAAGCUGUACACUAAUGUUCUACCAGUAUUAUAGGCAACAUCAAACUGUAGUGAACACUAUGUUGGUUUGAUUUUGUAGUUGACGUUAAAAUACUUUUGUUGUUUGUUAGUUAUUUUGAAAAUUUAUUGAUUUUUAUUGAUCAUUUAAGUAGCUAUCACCUGUACAUAAUCAUUGUAAUGUUAUCAAAACACAAAGUAAACAUUAAAUUUUAACCACA